This is a messenger RNA of Durusdinium trenchii, 3663 nucleotides long. The record is from the annotation of a GenBank genome assembly. NCBI's taxonomy places the organism in Eukaryota, Dinophyceae, Suessiales, Symbiodiniaceae.
AUGAGCGAAGCAGAUGUGUUCCUGACACGCCAUGGUGCGCGUAUUGACAAAGAAGACAGGCACUGGCUGGCGAAGGCGGGCCACGGCCGCCGCGACGACCCGCAGCUCUCGGCGGCUGGACAUUUGGGCGCGGCGGAGCUGGCAGCGAAGUGCGCGGAGCUGCACGAGGAAAGGCCCUUCGCCCACAUCAUCAGCUCGCCGUUUGUGCGCUGUAUUGAGACGGCGGUGCCCGUGGCCCAGCGAUUGGGCCUUCCAAUCAAGGUCGAGCCGGGCAUUUGCGAGAUCCUGCAGGUCUUCCCGCCAGGCUUCCUGGACGCCGAGGAUCUGGAGAAGCAGUUCAAGUGCAUCGAUCUCUCCUACGAGCCCCACACGCUGCGCGGCGCCCUGCGCGGCGAAGCCUCGGAUGGCCAGGCGGCGCAGCGCGCCGCCCGCACCGCCCUGGCGCUGAGGGAGAAACUGCCUGGGCGCAUUCUUUUUGUCGGUCAUGGCGCAUCCUGCCUGGGAAUUGCCAGCGCUUUUGGCCGCGACGACUAUGUGGGCUACACCAGCUUGAGCCAUUUCGUGUUUGACGGCACUUGGAAGGUUCAGAGCUUCGGUGUUGUGGACCACUUGAGUGCAAGUUCCCCAGCUGCCACCAGCUACGAGCGCCUGGAUGCAGAGAAUGACCAGCGCCUGCGCUCCUUCAAACAGGGCGAGUCCCUGGGGCGUGGAGCCUACGGUGAAGUGUUCAAGGCGAUGGUGGCCGGGAGGUUCAUGGCGGUCAAAAAGAUCCCAUUGGACUUCAGCCUGGCUCAGAAGCAAGCUGAGCGGGAGGCCAAUGUCCUCUUGCAAGAGAUCAAUACCCUGAAACGAUUGAAGCAUCCCAGGAUUGUCCGGUACCACGGCUGUAUCCGGAUGCACUCUGAGGAGGACCCAGCACUGCUGAUCUUCCUGGAGUACAUGCCCAGCGGCUCCAUCAAAGCGGUGCUGCAAAAGUUUGGUGCGUAUGGGAUUCGCCUGGUGAAGAAGUACACGAGGCAAAUCUUGGAGGGCCUCGAUUUCCUCCACAACGAGAAGAUCGUCCACCGGGAUGUGAAAGGCGCAAACAUCCUCAUCGACGCUUCUGGGAAUGCGAAGUUGGCGGACUUUGGCGCUUGCAUGCAGCUGGAGGUAAUCGUUGCCCCGGCUGAUUCUCGUCAGCAGCUGGUGGACGUUCCCUUGCUGCCGUAUGGCCCAAGAGCUGUGAUUGUCAAUGACCAGAUGGCACUCUCCACCCAGAGCAGCGGCCUGGGCCGGCGCGGCUUGGCGCAGCACCGAUGGCCGCGCGGGCCGAGCGCGGGGGUGGUGGUGCUGUGCAGCGAGGAUGGUGAGGCCACAGAAGCUGAACCAGCGUCCGAGGAGAAGAGCGCGGACGAGAAGGAGCCUGAACAAAAGAGAGAGGCGAGCGAAGAAAAGCAGGAGGAGAAAAAGGAGGAGAAGAAAGAGGAGAAGAAAGAGGAGAAGACGGAAGAGAAGAAGGAGGAGAAAUCGGAAGAGAAGAAGGAGGAAAAGGAGGAACAGAAGGAAGAGAAGCCGGAAGAGACGAAGGAGGAGAAGGAGGAGAAGAAGGAGGAGAAGAAGGAGGAGAAGAAGGAGGAGAAGGAGGAGAAGCCGGAAGAGAAGGAGGAGAAGAAGGAGGAGAAGACUGAAGAGAAGUCGGAAGAGAAGCAGGAGGAGAAGAAGGAGGAGAAGCCGGAAGAGAAGGAUGAGAAGCCGCAAGAGAAGGAGGAGAAGCCGAAAGAGAAGCCGGAAGAGAAGGAGGAGAAGAAGGAGGAGAAGCCGGAAGCUCAGAAGGAGGAGAAGAAGGAGGAGAAGCCAGAAGAGAAGAAGGAGGAGAAGGCGGAGGAGAAGAAGGAAGCAAAGGAGGAACAGAAGGAAGAGAAGCCGGACGAGACGAAGGAGGAGAAGAAGGAGGAGAAGCCGGAAGAGAAGAAGGAGGAGAAACCGGAAGAGAAGAAGGAGAAGAAGGAGGAGAAGCCGGAAGAGAAGGCGGAGAAGAAGGAGGAGAAGCCGGAAGAGAAGAAGGAGGAGAAGCCGAAAGAGAAGCUGGAAGAGAAGUCGGAGAAGAAGGAGGAGAAGCCGGAAGAGAAGAAGGAGGAGAAGCCGAAAGAGAAGCCGGAAGAGAAGAAGGAGGAGAAGAAGGAGGAGAAACCAGAGGAGAAGUCGGAGGAAAAGAAGGAGGAAAAGAAGGAGGAGAAGCCGGACGAGAAGAAGGAGGAGAAACCGGAAGAGAAGAAGGAAGAACAGAAGGAGGAGAAGACAUCGCCAGAGGAGUUUCAGGACAGCAAAGAAUCCGAGAAGGAGCCAACGCUUUUUUCGGAGGCGAAAGCGCGAAAGGCGGACUUGGAGCUGCCACCGCGUGAGACGACGGAGGAUGAGGUGAACCAACAGGCCGCAGAGGUGGCCCAAGUCUUGGCCGCGCAAGAGCAGUCCGAAGAGGCAGCGGGCAAGAGCUCGGGCAUCUUAGGGAAAGUACUUCGAGAGAUGAAGGAGGAAGUGAAAGAACUCUUCUACACUUUUCCCCAGGAGGCGAAAGCGCGAAAGGCGGACUUGGAGCUGCCACCGCGUGAGACGACGGAGGCUGAGGUGAACCAACAGGCCGCAGAGGUGGCCCAAGUCUUGGCCGCGCAAGAGCAGUCCGAAGAGGCAGCGGGCAAGAGCUCGGGCAUCUCAGGAAAAGAACUUCGAGAGAUGAAGGAGCAAGUGAAAGAACUCUUCGAUUGGAAUCGUGCCUGGUACCCCAUCGCGCCCUUGGACUACCUGCACUCGGAUCGGCCCAAUCCGGUGAAGCUGCUGGGGAAGCGGAUGGUCCUUUGGUGCUCCGACCCGGAGAAGAAGACCUGGCACGCAGCACUGGACUCGUGUCCACACCGCAUGGCCCCCUUGUCCAUUGGAGACAUCGACUCGGCUGGCCGCCUGAGAUGCCGCUAUCAUGGCUGGUGCUUCAAUUCCGACGCGGGGAACUGCGUGAAGGUCCCCAUGGCGCAGAAUGCCAAGGACAAUGCCCGCAUGUGUGGCAUGGCUCGGACCUCUUUGACCAGCUUUCCAGUUCAAGUGAAGCAGGGCCUGGUGUGGAUCUUCCCCUACCUGGGCCCUGACGCGGAGGUCGUUUCCAAGCGCUCCGCGCCCUGCGUGACCCCCGAGUGCGACGACGUGGAGUGGGUGAUGACCACGGCGCCCGUGGGCUACCAGGUCUCGGUGGAGAAUACCUUCGACCCAUCUCAUGCGCCCUUCCUUCACAACGGUAUCAUCAAGUACUCCCCAGAGAAGGCCAUUCCCAUGUCGAAGUUCGAGCUCCGAGACGGCGAGAUCUCCGGGAAGCGCGGCUUCGUCCUGGAGCACGACGGCUACGACCAAGGACGGCACGGACGGCGUGAUGGCCACACGGCAAUUCGUGCCGCCCUGCUCCAACACCACCGUGUACAAAUACAAGGAUCGCCGUGUGGAGACCACCCAGCUCUACUUCGUGCCCUGCGGCCCCCACGAGACGCGCUACAUCGCGAACUUGGGUCAGCCGGUCAACAAGAAGAUGCCCGAGUUUGUCACGGAUAUUCUGCAUGUGCUUUUCUUCAACAAGAUCUUCGGCUAUCGCUUCCAAGAGCAAGACCUCUUGGCGAUGCGAGGCCAGGAGAGGAACUUGCAUGA